Oncorhynchus nerka (sockeye salmon) is the source of this 576-nucleotide messenger RNA. It is a transcript of the gene tomm6, whose product is annotated as translocase of outer mitochondrial membrane 6 homolog (yeast). The record is from RefSeq and is a predicted model, not a curated record. Gene Ontology annotation, cellular component: mitochondrial outer membrane translocase complex. The transcript has 3 exons. The coding region runs from base 103 to 303 and encodes 66 amino acids. NCBI's taxonomy places the organism in Eukaryota, Metazoa, Chordata, Actinopteri, Salmoniformes, Salmonidae.
UUCAACUUCAUGGCAUUCCGUAUUGGUGUUACAUGUCAAUUCUUCCCCUCGCUGGGAAAUCGUUAUUUAGCAGAAAGGCAAUACUCACACUAAAAAGCUAAUAUGAGUGGAGCUGCAAAAAAGGCUGUCGGGGCACCGUCUGGUGGUGUCGGGGAAUGGAUCAGUACCGCAUGUCGGUUCGCUACAGAUAGGAAUGAUUUUCGAAGGAACCUACUGGUCAACCUGGGCCUUUUUGCAGCUGGAGUUUGGGUUGCCAGGAAUCUCUCAGAUUUUGACCUGAUGUCUCCUCAACCAAUCACGUAGUGCAAUAACUGGAUGGAUGUCGGGAGGUGUCUCGGACCAAAAUGGCAGUCGAAGGGACAAGAUAUAUGCUUUAUAUUUUGUUGAUUGGUGAUGGGAUAAUGUUAAAGAUAGUCUGGAAACUGGUGUGACUGAUAAUUACUUUAUUUGAACUGUAUUGCUUUCAGUAUCAACACUUUCAGUUCUCUUCAUUAUGUACAUGUUAGAUCCAAUGCACACAGUGACAUAACUUAUGGCAAUCAUUUACCUGCUUAAAUAAAGUUCAUAAUACUUUAA